UUGAAAUUCAAUAUCAAGUUACGAGAAGACGUCAUUUCUUAAAACAAACAAACGAAUCGAAACUUCGAAACCAGUAACCCUGCAAAAAGUCGAGACUCCGAGAGAGCUUCGUAUAAAAAUUGAGACUGCGAGACGCACAUAACCGCUAAAAAAACGAGACUGUGAGACCCGGGAAAUUCGAGUAAAAUUUUGCGAGACCCAGAAUUUUUGAAGGACCAUUCGCCACCCUUAGAAAUGAAAUGACAUUUUUUUUAGACAUGGAUUCCAACGGUCAAAUUUCGCGUCGAAGCUUAAAGACCAACAGCCAGUAUCCUGAUGCCCUUCAAGAAAUUGGUGAUGGUAUCAAGAAGUACGUAGCCUCCAUUAUUAAGGAAUCUGUGGAGUCUUACUGUGUCUCCCCUGGCAAAGUGUGCGUGGCAGGUCCCCCCGGACCGAAGGGAAUCGAAGGAAGUCGCGGCGAAAGAGGACCAAAAGGAAGUACUGGGAUCAAGGGCCAAAAAGGAGCAACUGGGCAUCCAGGGCCUAAAGGUGACCCAGGAGAUUCGAUAUCUGCUCCAGAAGUGAUUGUAUUUCCUGCCUUACUCACUGUAACUCAGAACCAGACCGCCACGUUUUACUGCUCGGCUUAUGGUAAUCCCAAGCCUGAGGUAUCCUGGAGUAAAACAAGUGGAACAGGACUGGUGAAUACGGAAGGUCAAGGCAAUAAGGUACAAAUCAAGAGUGCUAAUUACAAUGACUCGGGGAGUUAUGUUUGCACGGCUACAAAUGUCCUGGGACAAGCUAAAAAGGUGGUGAAACUUUUCGUGGAAGUUCCUCCAGAGUUUACCAAGACCCCUGAUAGACUUACAAAAGUUGUUGAAAGUUCAGUAGCCUCGAUUUCCUGCCGAGCCUUUGGUUUUCCGCCACCAACAAUUGUUUGGUCGAGAGGACUUGUGCCGUUACCACAAGGACGAACCACUGUUACCAAUGGUACACUGAAUAUCUCCAACUUUAGCCCUCAAGACGUUGGUCCUUAUCAGUGUAAGGCGACCAAUAGGAUGGAAUCUGUUACUGCACUGACAACCUUACAUUACGUUAAGCAAGAUUUGUGGAAGAGCUCAGCUAUUAUAUCCGGCAAUGCAUUUUAUCAAAGUCACCUCAACCAGUUCCUGGCGCCUGCUGUUGGAUUGAACCCUCAAUGGGUGCUGUGCUACCGCGCCUCCACACACGGCUGGGCUGCCAGUACCUUUCACAACAGGUGUGAUAGGAAACGUGACACGGUUACCAUCAUCAAAAAGGGACAGUACGUGUUUGGAGGAUACACUGAUAUACCUUGGGAUCCGAUUGGUUUUUAUAAUUAUGGUGCUUUUGCUUCCACUUCCAAUGCGUUCAUAUUUUCGCUCCGCAACAAAGAAGGUCUGGCUCCAUUUAAGAGCAUGGUGACGAGCCCAUCAAAUGCAAUUUACAGACGCUCAAGUUAUGGUCCAACAUUUGGUGGAGGGCAUGACAUCUCCAUUUCUAGCAAUGCAAAUGGUAACUCUGCUUCUUACACAAAUUUUGGCUCCUCUUACUCUGUUCCGAGUGGUGUAAAAGACAAGAUAAGAAUCCUGGCUGGGACUUACAACGUCACACCUGAUGAAGUGGAGGUGUUUUAUCUUGGCUGAAGCUAUUUCGUCUCAGUGAUCAGUUCUUUCAGAAAUGUGUUUCAGAAGGCUCGUUGUUCUUUUUCAUUCGCUUUAUGUUUCUCUCAGUUAGUCUAUAAACUUUUCCACCAUACUCUGGCUAUUGCUGAAUGGUGGAUGUAACACGUGUCUGAUUGUUAAUUAGCAGACUCGUGCUGGUUCGUUUGUUAAGUAGUCAGGUUUCAAUAAUUUGCAGCAACGCAGGGCAAAUGACAGAUCACGAAUUUCAGAGUUAAAAGGAAAGAGUCCAAUACUAGGUCAGCGAUUAUCGAAAAUCUCUUUCCCAAUUUCAAUAUUACUUAACCAAAUGUCAAAUAAAUUGGACAGAAGAUUCUAUAGAGUAAGAACACAACAAGUAUUUUGAGAACAAAAUGUAGCAUUACAAGGAUGGAUGUAGGAACAGUUCGAGAAUCGGUUUUUUCGUAAUUUAAUUUUGGAGAAUUUAAAAUGUCAUUCUAGUACAAUUUUGAAUCGCUUUAGCAAUUUUUUUUCUUUUUAGUUGAUAUUUAUUUGCUUUCACCAUUUUGACGUCUUGUUCUAUCUCUUUUACCUCAAAAUAUUUAAACAAUGGUACCAAACUCGAGGAAGUACUUGUUAAAACAGGAUAUAUCAUCCAGGAGGCUGUUGAGAAAACAGACAAAGGUUCAUACUGGUUGAAAGCAGUGUUCUAUCACGAAUGCCGUUCUCUGAUUGGUUACGCUACUCACUAUCUUUUCUGUGAUC
Molecule: messenger RNA, 2384 nt
Organism: Orbicella faveolata
Lineage: Eukaryota; Metazoa; Cnidaria; Anthozoa; Scleractinia; Merulinidae
Product: neural cell adhesion molecule L1-like protein
Biological process (GO): homophilic cell-cell adhesion
Cellular component (GO): plasma membrane
Source: RefSeq, a predicted model, not a curated record